CAAAUUGCCCCGAAGUUCCUCCCCUUGCUAGCUAUAAGCCUAAACAAACAAGAGAUCACUACAAAUGGCAAUAGAGAAGCUUUACAUAAUCUUGGUUGCCAUGGCAGUCUUCUUGUUGGCUAGCAGGGUAACAUCUCAAGCUGCUCUUGCUCCUGCUCCGGAUAGUCUACCCUUUAUUGCGGAUUACUUUACUGAACAUGAGAAGUUUCUUGAAGUUUGUCCAAUUUUCAAACACAUAACUGAUAAUAAGUGUCGGAUAGCCAUUGAAGUAAACGUAUUUUCUGACACAAAAUAUACUAUCACCAAGGACUGUUGUAAGCAGCUUGUUUCUUUCGGGCGUAAAUGUUUUAAAGCCUUUGUGGAUGCAUUGAAGUUUAGUCAAACUUGGCGCCCUGCUAAAUUCUUCGCUGGUGCGGACAAGCAUACGCUGGAUUCAUUUGGAGCAGGUGUUUUGCGUCUGGCGGAUGAAGUUUAUUAUAUAUGCACUCUAAAAAUCAAAGAAUAGUACACAAUUGUGCCUUCCUCUUCUAAAGAAGACUUGUUCCUUCCUUUCUCUUUUCCUAUGGCAUUUGUCUAUUAUCCAUUCUCAUAAUAAUAAUAAUAAUAAUAAUAAUAAUAAUAAUAAAUACAAAUCAAUCUC
This is a messenger RNA of Rubroshorea leprosula, 640 nucleotides long. NCBI's taxonomy places the organism in Eukaryota, Viridiplantae, Streptophyta, Magnoliopsida, Malvales, Dipterocarpaceae. The record is from the annotation of a GenBank genome assembly.